Closterium sp. NIES-65 is the source of this 7452-nucleotide messenger RNA. NCBI's taxonomy places the organism in Eukaryota, Viridiplantae, Streptophyta, Zygnematophyceae, Desmidiales, Closteriaceae. The record is from the annotation of a GenBank genome assembly.
AUGCCUCCUCUCUGCCGUGUUCGUUUCCCAUUCUUCUCCCUCUGCCUCUGUCCCUCAACGCGUAUCCCCCGUUCUCCCAUGCAGGCCCCUUCUCACCGACCCACAGCAGCAGACGUCCUCGCCUCGCCUCUCCUCCACCAACGCGCCUCUGCCUUCCUGCACGCCUGCCUGCACGCCAGUGAACAUGCCCUUGAGAGUGCCCCUCUGAACGACUUAGGGAAUGCCGCCACUGUUGGUGGUGCUGCUGCUGUGGCAAGGGCAGUGGCGAUGCAGCGGGCAGUAAGAGAGCAGAUGGGGCGACUGGGGAUUGUGACAGCCCCAUGUGCUAGCAUCAACUCGCGUAUGGCUUGCAGUGGCAGCAGCAGCAGCAGCAGCAGUGGCGGCAGUGAUCCUGCUGCUGCUGACGAUGAUUUGCAAGCUGGUGAGCGGACAGGGGGACUGGCUGCUGUGCAAGAUGCUGGUUCUGAGGGAGGCACAUCCUGUGCAGGUAUACCUGGGUCAGGGCUAUCUGCCACACGAGCAUGUAAGGCAUGUGACAUGCCAUCGUUGGGUAUGGCUGGUGGGGAGGAGGAAGAGGAAGAGGAAGAGGAAGGGGUGGAGGAGGAAGAAGGGGGUGGGGAGGAGUGUGUGAUGGUUGAGGAGGAAGGGGCAGGGAGAGCGGAGGAAGAAGAGGAGGUAAUACAGGAGGCUCAAGGGAUAGACCAUGUGGAAGGGGAGGAGGAGGAGGAGGAGGAGGAGGAGGAGGAGGAGGAGGAGGAGGAGGAGGAGGAGGAGGAGGAGGAGGAGGAGGAGGAGGAGGAGGAACAACGCGAGUGGGAGGAUGAGGACGAGUGGGGGUGGUGGGGGUUGGGAAAAGAGGACGAGCAAGAGGGAGAGGAGACGGAUGAGGCGGAGUGGAGGCGAAUGGAGGAGGAGGAUGAGGGUCGGCGGGAGUGGGAGCGAGAGCAGGAGUUGAGAGAGGAGUUUGUGCGAGAGAAGGAGGAGGAAGAGAAUGAAUGGGGGGAGGAGAGACGGAAUGAGGAGCAUGUAAAAGAUGGUGGGUGGGAGGAGAGAGAGAAUGGGUGGGAUGAGAGGGAGGAUAAAUGGGGAGGGGAAGAAGAGCGAGAAGGGCAUGGGACAGGACAAGUUACCUGUUGGAGUAUGACGAGUCACCUGUUGGAUCCAGGUCGAAACUUUAUACGUAUGCGAGAAGAGCAUGGGACAGGUGGUGGUUGGGAGAAGGGAGAGGUUGGGUGGAGAGAAGGAGAGAAUGAGGAGGUGGAACGAGAUAAUAAGUGGGAGGAGGGAGAGAUUAGGUGGGGAGAGGGAGAGGAUGGGCGGGAAGGGGAAGAGAGGCGAGAAGAGCACAAGACAGGUGGUGGAUGGGAGGAGAAUGGGUGGGAAGAAGGAGAGGAGGAGGAGGCGGAACGAGAUGAUGGAUGGGAGGAAGGAGAGGUUAGGUGGGGAGAGGGAGAGGAUGGGUGGGAAGGGGAAGAAGAGCGGGAAGAGCAUGGGACAGAUGGUUGGGAGCAGGGAGAGGAUGGGUGGAGAGGAGUUAACGAGAGGAUGGAACGAGAUGAUGAAUGGGAGGAAGGAGAGAUUAGGUUGAGAGAUGGAGAGGAUGGGCGGGAAGGUGGAGGAGAGCGGGAGGAGUGCGAUAGAGGUGAUGGAUGGGAGGACGGAAGGACUGGAGACAAGCCUGUGGGAGCUGCUGCUUGCAUGAAGGAGAACCUGGAGAGGAUUCAGGAGCUGCUGCUGCACGUGCCGGGAGUGAAGGAGGUGCUGCAGGUCGCAAAGAGGCAGGAGCUGCUGCUGCACGUGCCGGGAGUGAAGGAGGUGCCGCAGGUCGCAAAGAGGCAGGAGCUGCUGCUGCACGUGCCGGGAGUGAAGGAGGUGCCGCAGGUCGCAAAGAGGCAGGAGCUGCUGCUGCACGUGCCGGGAGUGAAGGAGGUGCCGCGGCUGACAUCUGAGUCGACUCAAAAGUCACGAAUGCUGGAAUGGUGUGACGUUCCUCUCAGCGACCAGCCUGUGCCAGCUGCUGCUUGCAUGCAGGCGAACCUGGCGAGGAUUCAGGAGCUGCUGCAGGUGGGGGGGCCGAAGGAGGGGAAGAGGCCGGAGGUGGUGCAGGUGCAAGGGGGAAAAGAGCCGUCAAAAAUGGCGACGAGGCAGGAGGUGGGGAAGGAGGGCGAGAUGUGGGAUAUGCACUCCGAGACAGGUCAUACCACACCUGAUAAGGCUGUGCCGGGUUAUGCUGCAGCUGGUGAGGUGGCAGCAGGUGACGUCAUGUCUGAGAGGGUUCGGAAGCUUCUGCAGAAGCUGCGGGAACUGAAGGAGAUGGCUGGCGUGCCAAGGAAGCAGGUGGCACACACGAUGCAAUCACUGAAGGAGGGAGCGAAGCAAGGUGGAAAGCCGGACGGAAGUUUCCAGGCGCAGGAGUCACAGGAGUUGCAGAAAGUGCGGGGGGCAGUGAGGACACCGGAGGCACUGCAGGCCCUGCUCCGGCUGCACAAGCUGAAGGAGGGAGCAGCGGAGUGCAGGAAGGCUGGUAGGAGCUCCCCCUCACAAGAGGCUGCUGGCUGCUGCGCUGCUUGUUCACUGGCCAAGGAGCCCGGGCAGGCGCAGGACAGGCAUGGGGAGGACUGUGGGGAGGACUGUGGAGUGGGGUAUGGAGAUGACUGCGCAGUGGGGGCCGAACAUUCCUAUGGAGAUGCGCCUGGGGCGGGCUGGAGUGAUGGCUGCGGAGUGGGGUGUGGAGGUGAUGGUUUGGGCCAGACGUGCGGUUGGAGUGAUGGCUUGGAUGGCAUGGGGAGUUGGCACGGAGGGGUGGGGGAAGACGUGGGUCUGACUGAAGGGGAGGAGUGUUUGGAAGGGGAGUGGUAUGUAGAAGGAGAGGGGUAUGGUGAAGGAGAGGGGUAUGGUGAAGGAGAGGUGUAUGGUGAAGGAGAGGUGUAUGGUGAAGGAGAGGGGUAUGGUGAAGGACAGGGGUAUGGUGAAGGAGAGGGGUAUGGUGAAGGAGAGGGGUAUGGUGAAGGAGAGGGGUAUGGUGAAGGAGAGGGGUAUGGUGAAGGAGAGGGGUAUGGUGAAGGAGAGGGGUAUGGUGAAGGACAGGGGUAUGGUGAAGGACAGGGGUAUGGUGAAGGAGAGGGGUAUGGUGAAGGACACGGGUAUGCAGAAGAAAAUGAUGAGGAGAUUUCAGAAGGAGAGGGAUGCAUGGAGGUCAAGGGGUGUUCAGACGGGGAGACGAAGUGGGUGGGAGUUUGGCUCAGGACCGAUAGAGGCUGGAUCGAAAGAAAAAUGUUGUCAGAGGAAGAGGAGUAUACAGACGACGAGGUGACUUCUCAGUCGACUCAAAAGCCACCUCGAAACAUGUCGUCAGAGGAAGAGGAGUAUAAAGACGACGAGGGGUUUAGUGAUGGAGAUAGUUUUGAGAAAGAAAAAGGAGAGGGAAAUGCUGAUGACAAGUGUGAGGAAUCGGAGGCGGGUGCAGAAGCAGAGCGGUUCAUUCAUGGCGGUGCAUUGUGCGGACGGGGCGAGGUGGGAAGCGGGGCGCAUGAGGCAAGAGGAGCGGCGUUGGGAGGCAUGCUGGAGCGGGUGGGCGCGCUCCUCAGGAGAGCCUGUGGGGGUGCCUGUGAGGGUGCCUGUGGGGGUGCCUGUGGGGGUGCCUGUGGGGUGCCUGUGGGGGUGCCUGUGGGGGUGCCUGUGGGGGUGCCUGUGGGGGUGCCUGUGGGGGUGCCUGUGGGGGUGCCUGUGGGGGUGCCUGUGGGGGUGCCUGUGGGGGUGCCUGUGGGGGUGCCUGUGGGGGUGCCUGUGGGGGUGCCUGUGGGGGUGCCUGUGAGGGUGCCUGUGGGGGUGCCUGUGGGGGUGCCUGUGGGGGUGCCUGUGGGGGUGCCUGUGGGGGUGCCUGUGGGGGUGCCUGUGGGGGUGCCUGUGGGGGUGCCUGUGGGGGUGCCUGUGGGGGUGCCUGUGGGGGUGCCUGUGGGCCGAGCCAUUGCGUGCUCUCCCAGGGUGGCUUUAAAGAUUCUCACAAGAGAAGCUGCAGGGCCGCUGACGUGGCCUGUUCACGUGGCGUGGCAGCUGUCAGUCCAUAUGGACACGUGGCAUGUUCCCUGGCCUCUUGGAGAAGGGACAGCUGGCAAUGCAGCUGCUAUGGGAGCAGGACUAGUCAUGCCCACAAAAACGGAUGCAUCACCAGCAGAUGCUAUGUCAGGAGCGGAUGCCAUGUCAGCAACGGCUGCAACGUCAGCAGCAGAUGCCUGUUUCAAGCAAAUGGGGUGGACGGUGGGCCACCGGCAUUCACGGGCCAGCCCGUGGCGGCUUCCCUCUGAUGCUUUUGGCUCUUCUGGUGGGGAGGUGGCUUUUGAGUCAACUCAAAAGCACUCUGCAUCCUGUGCUGAUAACACGUGUGGUUCUGCUGGCACUGAGGACGGCGACAGGCAUUCACGGGCCAGCCCGUGGCGGCUUCCCUCUGAUGCUUCUGGCUCUGCUGGUGGGGAGGAGGAGGAGGAGGGCGCUUUUGAGUCGACUCAAAAGGAGGAGGAGGAGGGCGCUUUUGAGUCGACUUGUAAGGAGGAGGAGGAGGGCGCUUUUGAGUCGACUUGUAAGGAGGAGGAGGGCGUGAUGUGGGCUCAUAUUCACACCUGCAUGCAGGAACACGCGAGAGGCGGACGACAGACGCAGGAAUGGGCGGGGGGCGAGAGGAGGAGGUGGAGUACUGGGGGGCAGACUCGUUAUGAUGACAUUCACCGGCGCCCACUGCUGGGUGGGACGGACUACAGUAGUGAAACCGGGGAGCUCAAUAGCGAGGAUGAGGAGUCGGACUACGAGGUGGUGCGCCAGGUGGCGAUGUAUGAAUCGCUCGUCGCAACACAAUCCCCGGCGACCACACCCGACGCUCACUCUCAACCAGCAGCUCUCCACGCUCCUCCGCCGCAUCUCACCGCCUCACACUCCUCCUCCAGACGGCGACCCAUCCAGAUCGUCGCUCUCAGCAGCAACAGCAGCCAUAACCGGAGCCGAUCAGUCUCCUUCGGAGACUCCGGAUGGCUUAGGAAAGCCGCUUUAACCGGCGCGGGUCUAGCAGCCGGCAGCGGCAUUGGCUGCGUCUUAAUGCGUCAAGAUGGUCUUGAUAUUCUUAACAGUCUUAUAGGAGGGGGAGGAGGUGGGGGGGGAGACGGUAGCGGCGGCGGGGGAGGCGGAGGAGGGGGUGGCGGAGGGGGGAAGGGGCGAGGCGGGGGAAAGCGGAACUGGUGGGAGUGGGACGCGGCUGUAGCGGCGGAGGAUGACGAGGAAUCGGAAUCGGAGGACGAGGAGAGCGACGACGAGGAGGAGUCGGAUGAGGAGGAGGAGGACGAGGAGGAGGAGGAGGAAGAGGAGGAGGGCGAUGCGAAGGCGAAGGAGGUGGCGGGGAAGAAGGAAGCAGAGGAGAAGGCGAAGAAGGAGAAGGAGAAGAAAACGGCGGCUGCGGCGGUUAAAGCGGAGGAGUUCGACCCUCACGGCAUGCGGGCGGGCACGCGCGUGGCGGUGGACAAGCUGAGCACGACGAAGCGGUACCGCGUGGCGGACGUUGACCUGGUUGACCAGCGCAGCGACCGCGUCAUUCCCAAGGCGGACGGGUUCUACGAGAUGGUGUCGGUGGGCAAGGGCACCGUGUGCACGCGCGCGCAGCUCGAGGCCGAGGUGGCCAACAUGGCGUCGAGUGGAAUGUUCCAGAUGGUGGAGGCCGACACUGUUGCCAAUCCGGACGGGUCCAUAAAGCUGGAGGUGAAGGUUCUUGAAGCGCAGUGGCAGGCGGCGAAGACGGUGCGGUGUGUGAACAUGGGGCUCGUGCAGCCGGACGCCUCAGGGCAGGAGGCGUCGGAGGACGCGGCGAAGCAGGAGGCUGCGUACGCGGAGCGGCUGAGGCAGGCGCGGCAGUGCCUGCUGCCGCGCAAGGUGGAGAACGAGCUGAGCGCCAUGGUGCAGCGCGAGGGCCGCCUCACUGCCCGCAUGCUGCAGAAGAUCCGGGAUCGUAUCCUCAAGUGGUACCACGACAAGGGCUACGCCUGUGCCAAUGUGAUCAACUUCGGCAAUCUGAACACGCCUGACAUCGUGUGCGAGGUGGUGGAGGGCGAUGUGACGGGCGUGGAGGUGCAGUUUCUCGACAAGAUGGGGCAGCGCUGCGAAGGCAUCACUGACGAGCGCGUUGUGAUGCGAGAACUGCCCAUUGAGAUCAAGCCGGGCAACGUGUUCAACAUCGAGGCGGGGCGCAAGGCGCUGCAGAGCAUCUCGUCGCUGCAGCUGUUCGCCAACAUGGAGGUCAACCCGCGCCCCGAUGACCAGCUGGAGGGCGGCAUCGUGAUGGAGGUGAAGGUCCGCGAGCAGGAGCCCACGUCCGCUGAGGUGCAGACGGAGUGGAGCAUCCAGCCUGGGGAUACCGGCAAACCCACGGUGUCCAUCCUGCCAGGGGGCAGCGUGUCAUUCGAGCAUCGCAACAUCAACGGCCUCAAUCGCUCCGUCACCGGCUCUGUCAGCGCCGGCAACCUGCUCUCGCCGCAGGACGAUCUGGUGUUCAAGCUGGAGUACGUGCAUCCGUACAUCGACGGGGUGGACGACACGAGCCGCAACAGAGUGGGGCGAGUGACGUGUUUCAACCACCGCAAGGUGUCGGCCGUCUUCACGGGUGGGCCGUCUCUUGACGAGGUGCCGGCCAUUUGGGUGGACCGUGCCGGCAUCAAGGCCACUGUUAGUGAGAACUUCACCCGUCAGAGCCGCAUCACCUAUGGCGCAGUGAUAGAGGAGGUGACAACGCGCGAUGAGAACACGAGCAUCUGCACACACGGCUUCAAGAUGCUGCCCUCCGGCCUGCCCACGCCCGACGGCCCGCCCACCACGCUCAGUGGCACCGGUGUUGACCGCGUGGCAUUCCUUCAGGCAAACGUGACGCGUGAUAACACCAACUUUGUCAACGGCACGCCUGUUGGCGACCGUACCAUUUUCCAGGUGGACCAGGGUCUGGGCAUCGGUUCGGCCUUCCCCUUUUUCAACCGGCAUCAGCUGACGCACACGCGCUUCAUGCAGCUGAGUGAGGAGGACGUGGACCAUGCGGACCGCCCGCCCAUGGUGGGGGUGCUGCACGCGCGCUACGGGGGGUGCAUGGGCGACCUGCCGUCGUAUGAAGCGUAUGCGCUGGGCGGGCCUUAUUCCGUCCGCGGGUACAACAUGGGCGAGAUUGGAGCUGCCAGGCGCUUCCUUGAGCUUGCGGGUGAGAUCAGGGUCCCAGUCAAGACCACCCAUGCCUAUGCCUUUGCUGAGAUGGCCUCUGACCUUGGCAGCUCCGGUAUGGUUUCUGGUAACCCUACUGAGUUCUUCCGCCGAGCCGGCUUCGGAGCCUCGGUGGGUGCUGGUGUCAGGCUCGGCACCGUGCGUGCGGAGUACGCUCGGGAUUGCAACAUGGGCACUGGCUCAUGGUUUGUCCGGUUCGGCGAGAGGUUCUAA